UGCCCCAGAGCUGCCCAAGCCUGCUCACUCAGCUGCCAUGGCCGGGAGGAUCUGUGAGCUGGCGCUGCUCCUGCUGGGGCUGGCACUGGGGUCCCAGGAGGCCCUACCCCCACCCUGUGAGAGCCAGAUUUAUUGCUUUGGGGAGCUGCUGCACCAGGUUCAGAUGGCCAAGCUCUACCCAGAUGACAAGGAGUUUGUUGACAUGCCGCUGUCCACCGCUCCAGACCAGGUGCUGCGGAACUUCGACAGGCUGGUGGAGGCCCACAAUUACAGCAUCCCCAGGGAGCAGCUGCAGGCCUUCGUCCACCAGCACUUCCAGGCCAAGGGGCAGGAGCUGCAGGCCUGGACGCCUGGAGACUGGAAAGACAGCCCCAAGUUCCUGCAGAAGAUCUCGGACCCCAAGUUGCGUGCCUGGGCAGGACAGCUGAACCAGAUCUGGAAGAAGCUGGGGAAGAAGAUGAAGCCAGAGGUUCUCAGCCACCCUGAGCGGUUCUCCCUAAUCUACUCGAAACAGCCCUUCAUUGUGCCUGGGGGGCGCUUUGUGGAAUUCUAUUAUUGGGACUCGUACUGGGUGAUGGAGGGUCUGCUGCUCUCGGAGAUGGCGGAGACGGUGAAAGGCAUGCUGCAGAACUUUCUGGACCUGGUGCAGACCUACGGGCACAUCCCCAACGGCGGGCGCGUGUACUACCUGCAGCGGAGCCAGCCCCCCCUCCUCACCCUCAUGAUGCAUCUCUACUUGACGCACACUGGCGACAUCGCCUUCCUGCGGGAGAACAUCGAGACCCUGGCCUUGGAACUGAACUUCUGGGCUCAGAACAGGAGCAUCUCUGUGGACAUAGAGGGACAGAGCUAUGUCCUGAAUCGCUAUUAUGUCCCUUAUGGGGGCCCCAGGCCUGAGUCCUACAGCAAAGACACAGAGCUGGCAGACACCUUGCCGGAAGCGGCCCGGGAGCUUCUGUGGGCCGAGCUCAAGGCAGGGGCUGAGUCUGGCUGGGACUUCUCUUCACGAUGGCUGGUCGGAGGCCCAAACCCCAACGCGCUGAGCAGCAUCCGAACCAGCAGACUGGUGCCAGUUGACCUGAAUGCCUUCCUGUGUCAGGCAGAGGCGCUGAUGAGCACCUUCUACACUACACUGGGGGAGCAAGCCCAGGCUGCCAAGUACAGAAACCUACACGCACAGCGCGAGGCCGCCCUGAGGGCCGUCCUGUGGGAUGAGGAGAAAGGUGCCUGGUUCGACUAUGACAUCGAGAACAGGAAGAAGAACCAUGAGUUCUACCCGUCCAACCUCACGCCACUCUGGGCCGGUUGCUUCUCUGACCCUGGUGACGUGGACAAGGCACUGAAGUACCUGGAGGACAACCAGAUCCUGAACUACCAGCAUGGGAUCCCCACCUCCCUCCGGAACACAGGCCAGCAGUGGGACUUCCCCAACGCCUGGGCCCCCCUGCAGGACCUGAUCAUCAGAGGCCUGGCCAAGUCGUCUUCACCUCGGACCCAGCAAGUGGCUUUCCAGCUGGCCCAGAACUGGAUCCGAACUAACUUUGACGUCUACUCCCAAAAGUCAGCCAUGUAUGAGAAGUACGACAUCAGUAGCGGCGGACAGCCAGGUGGUGGAGGGGAGUAUGAAGUUCAGGAGGGAUUCGGCUGGACCAAUGGUGUGGUGCUGAUACUCCUAGACCGCUAUGGUGACCAACUAACCUCGGGGACCUCGUUGGCUUCCCUGGCACCCCACUGCCUGGGGGUUGUCCUCCUGCUCAGCCUCCUAUCUUGGUGAUGCCCCUGCCAUUUGUCUCACUUCCUGUCUGGCCCAGCUCCUGCCCAUUAAACCUCUGCACAGUCCCUGCCUCUUCUGCCUCUUGCACCCCUAGUUUGUUCUGUUU
Tupaia belangeri chinensis (Chinese tree shrew) is the source of this 1880-nucleotide messenger RNA. It is a transcript of the gene TREH, whose product is annotated as trehalase. NCBI's taxonomy places the organism in Eukaryota, Metazoa, Chordata, Mammalia, Scandentia, Tupaiidae. Gene Ontology annotation, biological process: trehalose catabolic process. Gene Ontology annotation, molecular function: alpha,alpha-trehalase activity. The record is from RefSeq and is a predicted model, not a curated record. Bases 38 to 1774 code for a protein of 578 amino acids. The transcript is spliced from 15 exons.